Molecule: messenger RNA, 696 nt
Organism: Saccostrea cuccullata (small rock oyster)
Lineage: Eukaryota; Metazoa; Mollusca; Bivalvia; Ostreida; Ostreidae
Exons: 5
Coding region: 93-668 (191 amino acids)
Biological process (GO): regulation of non-canonical NF-kappaB signal transduction
Cellular component (GO): nucleoplasm
Source: RefSeq, a predicted model, not a curated record
GUCAACAGUCAACUUUUUCAAAAACCGUGAUUAUAGUGAAAAAUACAAAUUUCUGACUUUACAGCUAAAUUCACUAAAUAGAUAUCUUAAGCAUGUUUCCAGCAAAGCACCUUUUCAACUGUGAUGAUGCUUUAUGCGGAUUCAGUACGCUGGAGAGAACACAGCGACUUGGGCAGCAAACUUAUCAGCGAGCUCUGAAAAAUCAUGCAGUGUGGACAGCGCAGAGAGAACAGGGGCCAACAGUGUGUCCGAUGUCAAAGGAGAAGGGAGCAUGCCAAAUAUGUGGGAAGUUUGUGGAACCCAAUUUAGAGCUGGAAUCAGCUUUUUCUGACGUAAUGACAAUGAUGAGUCACAUGUCUCAAAUCUGUCAGAGAUAUUACUGUGGAACCGAUGGAGAACCUCAGACAAAACAUGAUAAAAAACACUGCCAGAGAUACCACAGUACACAACUUAUAAACAAGACAAACAGUCAGAGGGUGAAUUCAUUAAGUAAAGAGGUGUACCUGUCAGAAAGUGAGCAGCCCUCAUCUUGUGAUAAUUAUAGAGGAAGAACAAUAUCCAGUCGACAUCCUAUGUUUGAUAUUUCUGCUUCUUUAUCACAAUCCAGAAAAGCCAAGCAUGUCCGAUUCUCUCCAGGGGACUCAGUUGAAGUCCAAUUUUAUACUUGAUACUUGUUAUAUUUUUAAAUAGCCUGUU